AUGCUCUCAAUGCAGACUUCCAACAUCGCAGACCCUCUUCGUCGUCAUGGUGACGGACCCAGCAUGAACAAUCAACAUCAGUCUCUACUAUUCCAGCUGCCACGAGAGCUGCGGGAUAAAAUCUAUGAGUACUACACGCAUCAAGAGCAAGGGUAUAUCUACGAUCCAUCGGCCCAGAAGUUUCGGCUCGCCAACGGACAGAAGAUCGAUGUCGCGUUGAUCUACACCUGCAAAAGAGUGGCUCAAGAGAUAGACGGUUUGGCGUUUGAAUCGAACACGCUCCGAUUCAGCGUCCUUCCGCAGAUUCCUGGCACUGAGACUUCAAGCUCUGUAGCCUUUUUCUACCGCAGUCUCCUGGAAGGGCGCAACAUGUGUCUCCGGAUUAUGUUGUCAUAUGCAUAUCCCCUUGUCACACGAGAAGCCUUGAGAGAGCUGCGAUCGAGAUAUUCAGGUAACACGGCAGUGGAAGAGCUAGAGAAAACGAUUAUCAGGGAGGGUAGAGCGAGCUUGAAGGAAGGCCGCCUUUACCCUGUGUCUAGAUUGGAUUAUCUCAUCAAAGACGCUAUACUUCAGGAUCUCAUUCAGAUUAUUGCGAGGCAUCCAGCGUUCGAGCGCCUUGUUUUGGGAGAGUACGAUCCAUCCGCCAAGACGAGUGCUCCAUUGGACUAUGACCCGGUUACGGAUGACGAGGACGAAUCCGAGGACGAGGAUAAUGACAACGACCAGGGCAGAAGUCGCUCUCGGCCAUCGGUAUACACGAGAGACACCCUAUACCAGAUUAUCGAGUGGAGGCCCACGUAUUGGUGGAUUCCGGAGAAAAAGGACCUUGAUAAGGUCGCGAAAUAUGUUCCACAAGCACCAGAACUCGGGACUCGCCAUAAUGGUCGCGUCAAGAGAUUCAAAAGAUACUUCUCGGCAGCGGCAGCUGCCAUUCAAUUCCUUGAGCGCCUUACGCCCAAAAAGCGCGCCCAAGUGCGCAAAAUUGUUAUUCAGGAAGAUUACGCGAGCUUAGGAAUCUCCCAGAACCACACGAGCCACACGAGCUUAGCACUCUCCCAGACCCACGCACGCGGGCUUAUUCCAUAUUUGCUCGAGAAUCCUAGACUUCGGAUAGAGCGACGCGUCGACAUCUGGGGGACUGUGCUUAUCCCUAAUCGCGAACGUUCCUACGGUGUCGAGCGCUGUCUCUGGGAUGUUGCAACGUGGAUACACGAAGCAAGUAUACCAUGGAUUAUGGAACUGCCAACGGGUUCUUUCUCCUUGGUCUUACAUGGCCCUAACGAGAGAGCCAGUGAGCUUCUCUGCAAUGCCAUGCGACAGGCUGCAAUGUGGCAGGACGGCGCUGAAGAACUGACACGCCGGGGGACCAUGCAGAGGAUGACUCCUAUAGCCGAUGACUUCGUCGACGUUAUAAAGGCGGUGGUGCGCGGCGAUGUUCCGGUGCGUUUCGAGGCAGGCGUGCCCGAGCUAUGGGAUAUAGACGAGAUCUUGCGCGAGCAGUCCGACCAGUGGCCAUACGCAGUUGAUAGAUUGAGAUGCGUUACUGUUUUUCAUUUCGGUAUACCGCCUGAUGGAGGCUGGGACUCGGUUCGCUCAGAGCAGAUGGAGGAGAUUGAGUGGACGGAUGGAAUGGUCGUUCGGGGUCUAUUUGAAACGGAAGAUUAG
This is a messenger RNA of Alternaria ethzedia, 1665 nucleotides long. RefSeq lists its product as uncharacterized. Lineage: Eukaryota; Fungi; Ascomycota; Dothideomycetes; Pleosporales; Pleosporaceae. The record is from RefSeq and is a predicted model, not a curated record. The transcript has a single exon. The coding region runs from base 1 to 1665 and encodes 554 amino acids.